AUGAACAAUCUUAGCUCAAACCCCUGCCUGGGUUGUAUUAAGGUCUCAGCAGUCUCUGGAGGUCUGGAGCUGGGGCUAAGGAAGUGUCUCCAAGCUCCUGGCCGACUGCAUCAUUCACCUGGAACCCGUUUUAAACCCAAGGAAGAAAAGGCGCGGAGUGUCCAGCCCCACAUUCACCAACACCACUCGCCCCCACACAUACACAAACCCACUCAGCCCAAGCCCUGGGGCUUCCCCGGGUCCCGGGAAGGAAGGAGGCCCAGGCCGUACCCGCGGAGGCCCAAGUCCCGGGGCCGAAGGAAGGAGCGCCGGGAGCCCCGCGAGGCCGAGCCAGAGAAUCGUCCUCACCUCUUUGGGCGGGGCCUGCUCCUUCACCAGCUGCGCCCCCGGCUUCGGCAAGGCAGUCUGAACUCCCGGACCUCACCCCGCUGCCAGGGCGGGAGGGGCGGGACAGAGCCGCAGCCCCGGGACAGGGGUGGGGAGAGGGAGGACGUGAAGAGGGAGUCACGGGAGCCCGAGGACCAGCAGCUCUCCUCUCCAGCAUCUCUCUACCAGGAGUGGACGCUGGAGAGGCGGAGUCAACAUGGCGGGAGUAAGAGGAAGCUAAUGAGUCCGGCUGACCACUAUCCUUCUCCACAACCUUCGGGAAAGCAAACCAGUGUGAAUUUGUUCGGGGGAACGCCAGGGAAAGGUCACAGUGAGUCAUUUUCCAGCCGGGGUGGGGUGGAGGUGACCGGAAGAUAUGCGGACAUGUGGGGAGAAUUCCAGUACCAGGGAUGGAAAGAUACUGGGUACCCGGGUGGAAAAAAAAGCCCAGGGAUUUCUAAACCACUGAGUGCCGGUGUAGGAAGGAGCAUCAUCAGCCAUUUAUGUUCCAUGCAAGGAACAAGUUCCAAAGCUGAGUUGUUGAGUCCAGAAGCAGAGCAGUAACUACGUCUAGUCUUUAGGCCAUUGGCCAAGCCUAUCAGAAAUCACUUAGAAAAGGAUUCGUGACCCAAGCAGGUAGGAGAGGGAGGGAGCAGAUCUGUGGCUCUGAACUUACAGAACCUGUCCGUGGGCUAACACUGAGGGUCCUUAGGCAGACUGCUGAAACUUUGGAUCUGACUCAAGACAAUCAAUAUGCCCAAAACCUAGGUCUGGGACUUGCAGAGCUCGGGUGAGGAGGGUAGUGAACCUACAGAUAUGCCUUCCCAAAUAACCUUUUGGGGACACCAAGCUUGGAAAGUAACAGUAAGUAAAAGAGUUGAAAUUUAGGCUACACCUCUCUGCCGGUCCCCUGAACCCUCCCAAUUGUGAAGCAGUCCAAACUCUAGAAGCAGUCUAGAAUUGGCAAACAAAAAAGAACUCCAUAGUAAAACUUUGGAGGGAAAAGAAGAAAAUGUGAACUAUUUCAUAGAUAAACUGACCUGGAAAACAGGUUGAAGAAGCAUAAUUUAAGAAAUAUUAGGCUACUUGAAACUCAUGAACAAAAAAAAGAGCCUAUAUAUAUUUCAAUAAAUCAUAAAACUGCCCAGAAAUCUUAGAAUCAGAAGUAGAAACUGAACAAGUCUUUGGGAAUUUCCGGAAAACAACUCCAAAAUGAAAACUUACAGAAAUAUUAUAAGAUGGAGAGCUUCUAGAUAAAGGAAAAAAUACCACAAGAAACCAUAAAGAAAGAAUUCAAAUACUGAGGAGCCAUAGUCAGGAUCUUAUAACAUUAAGAGACCAUCACAUCAGAGAAACUAGAUUAUGAAAUUCUAAAAAGCAGAGAAUUUACAAUCAAGGAUAAUCUAUCCAUCAAAACAGUAUAAUCCUACAAAAGAAAAAAUGGAUCUUUAAUGAAACAGAAUUCUAAACAUACUUGAUGAAAACACUGGAACUGAAUAAAAAAAAAUCUGACAUAAGAGUCAAAAGAAGCAUAAAAAGGUAAAUGGGCAAAAAAUAAUGAGAUUUUAAAAAUUAGAAUGUUUACAUUCCCAUUUUGGAACUUUGUCAUCAACCAGGUAUCUUAAAGGGACUCCAAUUAGACAGUGGGCCUGGAUAUAAUUAUGUUUAGAUAAUCAAAAAAAAAGAAUUCAAGGAUAGGAAAGAGGAUGCACUGAGAGAGGGAAAAGAGGAAGUAAGAGAAAGAAUGCGGAAUCUUUUUUCACAUAAAUGGAAUAUAUAGCAAAGGGGGCAGUUUGAACAGAGUAGGAGAUACUGGAACCAAGAGCUAAGAAUACACAUAGUCAUUUGAGUGUAGAAAAACAUCUUGCCCAACAAGGAAAUAGAAAGGAAAAAAGUAAUGGAAAGAGGGAGUAAGAAGAAAGCUAUAGUAAGAAACAAAACAGACUCUUUAGGAUGGUAAAGAUUAAAAAAAGAGAAGGAAGAGUAUAAUAGGAUAGAAGGAAAUAAAUGGAGUUAGCAGUCACUGAGAAUGGGAUAAACUCGCUGUUAAAAGAAAAGAGGAUAGCAGAUUGUAUUAGAAAUAAGAAUCCAGCAAUAUAUGUACAACAAGAAACACAUUUGAAAUACAAUAAAGUUUCUUAAAUUGUGAGUAGCAAAUCUAUAUGCGGUCAUGUAACUGAAUUAUGUUGGUCAUGAAAAAUUUGACAACAGAAAAAGUAUCAAAUAUUAUGCCAGUUUAAUUAUUUAUGUAAAAAUAAACAAGCACAUCCAUCACAGUAUAUAAGUUUGCUUUCAUUUUUAAUAAAUGGUAAAAUUGUUUUAAAUUUAAAUAAUGUUUUAAAAAUAAAUUUAUGACUUAUUAUCAAUAAAUCUAUUUUAUAUAUCCAGGUACCUCGGGUCAUAUAAAAAUUUCUUGGGCAAAAAUGGAUCACAAGUGGAAAAUUUUAAGAAGCCCUGAAACAGAAAAAUACACAUAAGAGUUAAAAUAAGGAGCUGGAACAGAAUGUAUUAUUUUUAUCUGAAGUUAAAAAGAGCAAUCAUUUUCAGACAAAUAAAAAGCAAAAAUAGACCUAAUUAAACAAUAAAUAGAAACUAAAAAUAGUUUAAAUAUGUACAUUUCUUCUAAACAUAUUUCC
This is a messenger RNA of Antechinus flavipes (yellow-footed antechinus), 3002 nucleotides long. RefSeq lists its product as uncharacterized. The record is from RefSeq and is a predicted model, not a curated record. The coding region runs from base 1 to 930 and encodes 309 amino acids. NCBI's taxonomy places the organism in Eukaryota, Metazoa, Chordata, Mammalia, Dasyuromorphia, Dasyuridae. The transcript is spliced from 3 exons.